AUGUCAUCAAGUUUAAGUCAAGUAUUUGUUCUAACUAUAAUUGGAAAGGGGGAUAUACCAUUGUAUGAAGCUGAUUUAUCAAUAAAUAGUAAGAGAGAUAUAUCUGAACAUUUAACACAAUUUAUAAUUCAUCAAUCAUUAGAUUCUUUAGAUGAAAUAGUAUGGAAAAGUUCUAGUAUGUUUUUAAAAAAUAUUGAUAGUUUUAAUAAUUAUAGUGUAUCAGCAUAUUGUACCCCUGGUCAUAUGAAAUUUUUAUUAUUAUAUAAAAAUAGAAAUGAAGGAGGAAACAAUACUACCAAUACAAAUAUAUAUAUUCCAUCAGAUGAUCAUAUCAAAUCAUUUUUUGAAACAGUACAUGAAAAUUAUAUUAAGGUUUUAUUAAAUCCUUUAUAUGAACCUAAUGGUAUUAUAACCAGUUCCUUGUUUGAUCAAAAUGUUCAUUUGGCAGCAAAAAAAUAUUUACACCAAUAA
Plasmodium adleri (nom. inval.) is the source of this 471-nucleotide messenger RNA. RefSeq names its product trafficking protein particle complex subunit 2, putative. Gene Ontology annotation, biological process: endoplasmic reticulum to Golgi vesicle-mediated transport. Gene Ontology annotation, cellular component: nucleus; TRAPP complex; cytoplasm. The coding region runs from base 1 to 471 and encodes 156 amino acids. The transcript has a single exon. Lineage: Eukaryota; Apicomplexa; Aconoidasida; Haemosporida; Plasmodiidae. The record is from RefSeq and is a predicted model, not a curated record.